This is a messenger RNA of Labeo rohita (rohu), 2027 nucleotides long. RefSeq names its product ribonuclease inhibitor-like. Bases 238 to 1551 code for a protein of 437 amino acids. Gene Ontology annotation, molecular function: protein binding. The record is from RefSeq and is a predicted model, not a curated record. The transcript is spliced from 10 exons. Lineage: Eukaryota; Metazoa; Chordata; Actinopteri; Cypriniformes; Cyprinidae.
GAGCUGGAUCUCACAGGAAAUUAUCCUGGACAAUCAGAAGUGAAGGAGCUCAAUGAUUUACUACAGGAUGGACUCUGUUCAUUAAAAACCAUCAGGUUUUUGAAAAGUCCUGCUGCAGAGGAAGCAUGUGAGUAUCUCACUGGAGUUCUGGGUAAAAGUCCAUUACUACUGAAAGAACUGGAUCUGAGUGGAGAUAAAUUAGGAGAUCUGGAUGAAGAGAAACUCUCUGCUCUUUUGAUGGACUCUCAUAGCAAACUGGAGAAAAUAAUGCUGAAUAAUUGUGAGCUGACAGAGAAAAGCUGUUCAGUUCUAGCUACUGUUCUCUCCUCCAAAACCAUCCUGAAAGAGAUGAACCUGAACAACAGUCGUCUGCUGGAUUCAGGAGUCAAAGAGAUCUGUGAGGGACUGAAGAAUCCUGUGUGUGAGCUGAAGAUACUGAAGUUAAGCAGCUGUGAAAUGACAGAUGAAGGUUGUUCUGCUGUGACUUCAGCUCUGAAAUCAAACCCAUCACACCUGAGAGAACUGAACCUGAACUGGAAUAAACUAGGAGACUCUGGAGUGAAAAACCUCAGUGAUCUACUGAUGAACCCACAAUUUAAGCUGGAGAAACUAGAUUUGUAUGAUUGCAGUAUUACAGAGAAACAGUGUCUCAUCCUGACUUCAGCUCUGAAAUCAAACCCAUCACACCUGAGAGAACUGAACCUGAGUGUGAAUCAACUAAAAAACAAAGGAGUGAAUCACUUAUGUGACGUACUGAAGGAUUCACACUGUAAACUGGAGAGACUGAGGUUAAGAAGCUGUAAAAUGACAGAUGAAGGUUGUUCUGCUGUGACUUCAGCUCUGAAAUCAAACCCAUCACACCUGAGAGAACUGAACCUGAGCAGGAAUAAACUAGGAGACUCUGGAGUGAAAAACCUCAGUGAUCUACUGAUGAACACACAAUGCAAGCUGGAGAAACUACAUCUGUAUCAUUGCAGUAUUACAGAGAAACAGUGUCUCAUCCUGACUUCAGCUCUGAAAUCAAACCCAUCACACCUGAGAGAACUAGAGCUGAAUUGGAAUAAACUAGGAGACUCUGGAGUGAAAAAUCUCAGUGAUCUACUGAUGAACACACAAUUCAAGCUGGAGAAACUAUAUCUGUGGGAUUGCAGUAUUACAGAGGAACAGUGUCUCAUCCUGACUUCUGCUCUGAAAUCAAACCCAUCACACCUGAGAGAACUGAACCUGAGCUGGAAUAAAAUAAAAAACACAGGGGUGAAUCACUUAUGUAAUGUACUGAAGGAUUCACACUGUAAACUGGAGAGAUUGAGUCUUUAUGAUUGUGGAAUUACAGAUGUUUCUUCUUUAACUCAGUGUUUGACAAACACAAAAGCACUGCAGUUUCUAAAAUGGCUUAAUCUGAGUAAGAAUAAGAUUGGAGACUCAAAGCAGCAGCUCAUUGAUGUGUUACGAGACUCAAACUGUAAACUGAGUUUUGAUAGAGAUCCAUUACCGGAAGUCCCUGGUGGUUCAAUUGCAAGAAAUACCUGGAGUUUAAUCAACAAAAGAUGAUAAAUGCUGUAUAUCAUAAUUUGAAGUCAUCUUGAGAGGAGCAGUAAACAUCAGGUGAGGAUCCACAGAAGAGCUUCACUACUGUGUCUAUGAGGAGAAAGAAAUGUGUGAUAAAUGUGUGAAUGUGAUCCAUACAGGUGAAGAGACUCAGACUUUACAAUCAAAUAAUGCAGCAUGUGUGUUAGAAACAUGUGAUAUUGAAUGAUUAAUGUUGCUUUAGUAUUCAAGUGAUCAUUUUGUUUAAUUUGAAGCUGGAACAGAGGAGGAAGAAGCUCAGAUGAGUCUGUCUGGCUCUUCAGUUUAAUAAUAUUUGUAUUAAAAUCAUCCAUAAUGAUUCAGAUGUUUAAAUGAUGUGUAAAUAAAAGAUGGAUUGUGCAGUUUUGACAGAUUAAUUGAUUAAAACAGGAGUUUUCACAUACAGUGAGUUUGUGCUGAACUUACUGACGGCUUCAGUGAAUUAUAAAUGCUGUGCCUUU